Messenger RNA from Sphenostylis stenocarpa, 1539 nucleotides. The record is from the annotation of a GenBank genome assembly. Lineage: Eukaryota; Viridiplantae; Streptophyta; Magnoliopsida; Fabales; Fabaceae.
AUGACCAUCGACUUGGAUUCCGUCGCUCGCAAAGUCGACGUUGAUAAUCGCAUUCCCCUCCGCUAUUACUAUCGGAUUGCCGAUAACCUCCUCAAGCAGGCAAGUAUCUACAGGGAGGAGAAUAACGUAGUUGACUUGUACAUCAUUCUCCUUAGAUUUUCAAGUUUGGUUUCUGAAACUAUACCAUAUCAUCGAGAUUAUCAAGCUACACUGCCCAAUGAAAGAGCAGCUAAUAAGAAGAGAUCACGAGCCGUAUUGGAUGAGCUUGAAUCUUUGAAGCCUGAAUUUAAACGCCGGGUCAAAAAAUUGAAAGACUUGCAUGUUAAAGCUCCAUUGCCUGAGGAAAAUGGCUGCAAUAAGGCUUUGCAGAGUUCAGUAAAUUCAUCUUUGGAAUGGUCGGCUGUCAAUAAAAGUAAUAACUUGAGCAUGGAUUUUAAACAGACUGCUGGAUUCGGGUCACACUCGUCAUGGAAUUAUAAUAAUAUGUUCUCAUCAGAUUCCAGGCCUAUUGACAAGCACUUUCAGAAACUAUCUCUUAGUCUACCUGCUCCAAAUAAGGAGACUUUGUCUAGACACUCAUUUUUAGGACCAAAUGGCCUUCGGGGCCAAUGGCUUGGACCUAGCGCAGAAAUAAAGGUUCAAUAUCCAAGCAGUAGUGACCUCACACAUGCCAAGGAUUCAAGCCUGCAUCAGACUGGGCUAUAUGACAUUGUGGCAAUUAAAGAUGAUGAUCAAGAACCAGUUGUAUCCACAAUGGAGUCAGUUCUCUCCUUGGAUGAUGGAAGAUGGUUGCGUCCUUCUAUUGAGUCCAGUUCUUCUGUUGAAACUGAAACAAGGGAGGACCCCUUACAAUUUCUCAACAUCAGGCAACCUAUGCCCCCUCCUGUUCUUGCACAGGUGCACCCGGAAUGUGCCCAUAUUCCCCCUUCAAAAGUUGCAGAUCCAAGGCCAGGACCAGCUAAAUCUUCUCAUGAUUCUGGACUUGAUACAACAACAUAUCAACACCUACAUAUUCCUGUCAAAAUGAUGGAAGAUUUUUUGAGAUUAGCUUCACAAAACACUAUGAAGAACUUAGAGACAUGUGGUGUUCUUGCAGGGUCCUUGAAAAAAAGGGUAUUCCAUAUCACGACACUUAUAAUCCCAAAGCAGGAAUCAACUUCGGACUCGUGUCAAACAUUGAACGAAGAAGAAAUAUUUGAAGUUCAAGACAGAUUAUCACUUUUUCCUCUAGGUUGGAUACAUACACAUCCGUCACAAACUUGUUUCAUGUCUUCUGUGGAUCUACACACUCAUUACUCAUACCAGAUCAUGUUACCUGAAGCAAUUGCUAUUGUCAUGGCCCCUACGGAUACUACUAGUCCACAUGGCAUAUUUCAUUUGUCUGAUCCAGGAGGUGUUUCUGUAAUUCGAAACUGUCAACAACGUGGAUUUCAUCCCCAUGAGGAGCCUUCGGAUGGAAGUCCAAUAUAUGAGCACUGCUCUCACGUCUAUAUGAACGCCAACUUGAAGUUCGAUGUUGUUGACCUUCGAAAGCGAUGA